AUGAGUAUUCUGUGUUUUAUAGCUAACAAAAUAUUAUUUUCAUAAAAAUGACGCAUGUGUCAAUAAAUCAAUUUUCAUGGGAACUGUAUGAUCAGAUAGUAAAAGGCGUGAAAGAUACAGACAACCUUUUUUUUUCACCUUUCAGUAUAUAUGCCGCAUUGUCCAUUGUUUAUUGCGGCUCUCGUAAGAACACAGCUGAUCAGAUGAAAUUGGUGAUGAAAUGUGUUGGUGAUCCAGAAAGUGUCGAUGUUCAUUCUGACUUUAAAAAGAUUUUUGAAAGAAUUGCAAACAUCCAUGACAAUGGUGUCAUUGUAGAUGUAGGCAAUAAUAUCUGGAUUAACAACAAUUUUACUGUUGAAAAUGAGUUCUGCAAAAUAUUAAGCACAUUUUAUGACGCCGAAAUAAAAAAUGUAGAUUUUAUUGGUAAUCCUCAACUUGCUGUUGAUAUUAUUAACCAAUGGGUAGAUUUGAAAACUCGCGGGAAAAUAAAUAACGUCAUCACGAAUCAGGACAUUUCUGCAAAUACUCGAAUGGUUGUUACUAAUGCAAUUUAUUUUAAUGCAUUAUGGAAGCACGCUUUUAAAAAUCAAAAUACUACACUUACUACUUUUUAUAUUUCGAAAAAGUCUUCUGUAAACGUACCAAUGAUGUACCAGCAAAAUAAAUACAAAUUAUGUUAUGAUGAAGAGUUUGGCUCACAAAUUUUGAUUCUACCUUAUAAGGGUAAUUCUCUAGAGAUGAUGAUUAUCUUACCCAACGAAAUUGAUGGAUUGCAUGCUCUGGAAGAGAAAUUACUUCCGUCAAAAAUGUUCUUGAGCAAACUUGAAAUAUGGAGAACGUCACGCGAAGAAAACAUAGACGUUUACAUACCUAAAUUUAAAUUCUCGACAAGUAGCAACAUGAAAAGUUGUUUAAUGGCACUAGGAAUGACUGAUUUGUUUUCCGAGUCAGUUUCAAAUUUAAGUGGAAUAAGUAGCUCAAAUGAUUUGUUUGUUUCGAAUAUUUUUCACAAGGCAUUUAUAGAUGUAGGAGAAGAAGGAACUGAAGCAGCGGCUGUUACGGCUGUUUUGAUUGCAACCAGAUGCUUGCGUAUAACUCCAACUUUUAAAGCUGAUCAUCCUUUCUUAUUCUUAAUUUAUGAUGCUUCUCUUCAAUUAAUAUUAUUUUCUGGGAGAUUUUGUAAUCCUUAAAUGACCUUUUGUUAUGUGAGUAAUAACUUUAUUAUGUAUCGCUUUUGUAUUUUAACUCUUAAAGUUGUUUUAA
Molecule: messenger RNA, 1263 nt
Organism: Hydra vulgaris (swiftwater hydra)
Lineage: Eukaryota; Metazoa; Cnidaria; Hydrozoa; Anthoathecata; Hydridae
Product: serpin B6
Molecular function (GO): serine-type endopeptidase inhibitor activity
Source: RefSeq, a predicted model, not a curated record